UUCAACAAUCGUCAAAGUGAAUUAUAAUGGCUGAUACUGUUGCUCCUGUUGCUGCUCCGGCCGCUGCCUCUCCGGCUAAGGCACCGAAGAAAGCCAAAGCCUCCAAGGGAGACGCCAAGAAACCGAAGAAGCCAUCGACUCACCCUCCAGUGAACGACAUGGUUUUGGCCGCCAUCAAGACCCUCAAGGAACGUAACGGUUCCUCUCUGCAGGCCAUCAAGAAGUACAUAGCCGCCAACUACAAGUGCGACGUCGCAAAGUUGGCUCCGUUCCUCAAGAAGGCCCUGAAAUCGGGCGUCGAAAAGGGAAAGCUUGUCCAGACCAAGGGAACUGGCGCUUCCGGUUCGUUCAAGAUUAAGGCCGACGCUAAGAAACCAGCUGGCGAGAAGAAGGCGGCAAAGAAGCCAAAGAAGGAGACCAAGGCUAAAAAGCCAGCUGGCGAGAAAAAGGUUGCCAAGAAACCAAAGGCCGCCGCUGCCAAGAAAACUGGCGAAAAGAAGGCUAAGGCCGCACCGGCUAAAGCUGCCAAGAAGGCUGCCGGAGUGAAGAAGACUGCUGCUCCUAAGCAGAAAGCCACUAAACCAUCAAAGACCGCAGCCAAGAAACCGAAGACCCCCAAACCAAAGAAAGCUGCUCCAGCCAAGAAGGCCGCGCCGAAAAAAGCAGCUGCCAAAAAGUAAAUUUUAAUUGACAAUGAAUCCUAUUACCAGUAUCUGGUACAAACAAACAGUUCUUUUAAGAACUACCAAAUCUGUACACGAAGAAGUUAAUUAUUUUUCUCCAAAAAUGCAUUACACAGUUUUGUUCAAUAUCAACAUAAUUUUUUACCCGUCAAAAAUUCAGACGAAACAAUUUCCAUAUCAAAACUGCCUGACAGAGACAAUCAGUUUUCUGUUUAUGCAUAAGAUGUGCUUGGAAUUGCUUCGCUGAGAAUAAAUAUUGAACAGGUACGUCCAUAGAAACCCGUUUUUGUGAGACUAGACACCCUGCUGGUCAUGCUGGUUAUUCUAUGUACAAUCGUACACUGACGACAGUAAAACCGUCAGAUUUGAAGCAAUUCCCGGUCAAGUUUGUUGAUGACUUCGUGCCCAAGAAAUAUUGAUAGAAAAAUGCUUCUCUAUUCUUCCACAUUAAAUUGAUAUUUAUUUUUACUUUGUGUUAAAUAACAUUUUAAAUUU
Messenger RNA from Sabethes cyaneus, 1178 nucleotides. RefSeq names its product histone H1-like. Gene Ontology annotation, biological process: chromosome condensation; nucleosome assembly; negative regulation of DNA recombination. The transcript has a single exon. The coding region runs from base 27 to 680 and encodes 217 amino acids. The record is from RefSeq and is a predicted model, not a curated record. Gene Ontology annotation, molecular function: double-stranded DNA binding; structural constituent of chromatin; nucleosomal DNA binding. Gene Ontology annotation, cellular component: nucleosome; nucleus. Lineage: Eukaryota; Metazoa; Arthropoda; Insecta; Diptera; Culicidae.